Molecule: messenger RNA, 5053 nt
Organism: Sorex fumeus (smoky shrew)
Lineage: Eukaryota; Metazoa; Chordata; Mammalia; Eulipotyphla; Soricidae
Gene: MROH2A
Product: maestro heat like repeat family member 2A
Exons: 41
Coding region: 1-5013 (1670 amino acids)
Cellular component (GO): cytoplasm
Source: RefSeq, a predicted model, not a curated record
AUGGCAGAAGCAGCCCCUGACUCCGGCAGUGAGGACCCUUCGGAGAGCACAGAGGACCUGGAGCCUCUGCACCCCAGUGACCAUGCCACCUUCCAGCAAGUUACAAACCUCCUGGACAUCAUGGAGAGCGAGUCGGCCAAGACGGACACGGCUGGGGCUGGGCUGGACAUGCGCAAGACGCUGGCCUCGGUGAUCAUAACGGACAAGGCCACCAGCGAGCCAGCCACAGUGAUGGACGCGCUCAUCUGCUGCCUGCAGGUGCCAAAGAUUUCCACGCUGCGCAAGAUCAACAUCUACAACAUCCUGCAGGACAUCAUCCAGCAGGAGGGCGAGCUGGAGGAACGCUGUGUUCAGCGGCUGGUCUCCAUCGCCUCCAGGGAGAUGCGCGAAGGCCUGGAGGAGGAGGGCUACCUGAAGGCGGAGGUGGCCAGCGACACGCUGGUGGCCCUGUCCCGGAACCACUUCAGCCUGGUCAUGUACGAGCUGCAGCACCACCUCAAGCCCCUCAACCUCUCCGACGAGUUUGUCAUCGUCACGCUGGCCAAGCUGGCCAAUGGCAACGUGUUCGAGUUCAUGCCGUACAUGGGCAUUACCCUGGUGACCAUAUUCACCAUGCUGAGACUCGCCAACGAAGCCAAGAUGCGCCAGGUGAUCUGCGGUGCCAUGGAGACCUUCUGCGAGGCAGUGCAGUUCUACCUGCGGCACCUGGAGAACAGCGUGUACCCCGUCAUGACCGAGGACCAGUUCGCAGUGAAGCUCUUCCCCAUGUACCGCUAUUUCGUCACUGUGUGGCUACGCAACAGCAACCCCGAGGUGAAACUGGGGGUCGUCAAGUCCCUGCGGCCCAUGCUGAGCCUGCUGCUGCCCAGCGACGACCUGCGAGAGCAGGUGUAUGACUACAUCCCGCUGCUGCUGGCCGAGUACAACGGCAGCCUGGAGGCGCUCUUCAUCACCCAGGUGCUGAGGCAGAUCCUGGAGAUGUCUGUGCUCACGAACACCCCCAUCCCGCCCAUGCAGCUACACAACAUUUUCUCUGAGCUGCAUGUCCAGGUGUGCUCCCGGGCACCUGCACAGCACCAGCACAGCAGCCAGAACCUGGCAGAGAUCGUACACUGCUUCAUCGCGCUGGCUCGCUCCUACCCCAAGGAGCUGAUGAAAUUCUUCCUCAGCCAGAUGGAGACCAGCAAGGAGUCCACGCGCGUGGGGACCCUGACGCUCAUCAGGGCGGUGGUGAGUGCGGACGAGCCCAAGAUGAGUGUGCGCACCAUCUACCUGGCCAUCCGCGUGGUGAGGGGCAGCCUGGCCGACACCCGCUCCAAGGUGCGCAUGGCCAUCCUCCGCAUCAUUGGCCAGCUGGUUCUGUCCGGCUUCCAGGACAGGAUCAAAGGCUGGGGCCUGAAGUACGUGUCGGCGCAGCUGACCCUGUCCACCUACAAGCUGACGAAUCGCCGGGAGAGCUUCUACCAGAGGGACCUGGAGGAGAAGAUGGUCCACAAGGUGACCAUGGACACUGUGCGGAUCAUCACGUCAUCUGUCAGCGGCAUGACCAGCGAUUUCUGGGUGCGGCUGCUGUGCUACAUCAUGGAAACAGACUACACGGAGGCGCUGGCCCCCAUCUGCGUCAGCCUCACCAACCUGGCCGAGCGGCAGCUACACGGCAAGGACACGGCUGAGAGUGGCGGGCUGCAGGCCUUGGACCUGCCCGCCCCGCAGAAGCUGCUAGCUCGCCUCCUGGUGCUGAUGUCGUCGCCCUAUAAGGGGGAGGGCCGCGGGGUGGCCAUGCUAAACCUCCUGAGGACGCUGAGCCGCAGCAUCGCACCCACUAUGGCCGACAUGUGGGACCAGGAGAUCCCGGAGCUGGUCAGGUACCUGGAAGAACAUACCGAGUUCACUUGGAGCCAGAAGCUGUGGGAGGAGAAGCUCAUCCAGUUUCUGAGGAGCUCCCUCAAGAGGACUCGGGGUUCCACCUGGAGCCUGCGUCUGAGCAAGGAGCUGAACAACCAGAUUGAGAGUUUCGACAGCCCCUCCCUGGAGAAGGGCUUCCUGUACCGGGCCUUGGGCCUCACCCUGGCCACCGGCCUGGAGGCCGACAAGGUGGAGGUGCUUCUCCUGGAGCUGCUGUACAAGACAGACUACAGCAACGACUUUGACCGGGAGGGUGUGAUUCUCUGCUUCGGCCUGUGCGCCCGGGGCCAGGUGAAGACGGUGCUGAAUGUGCUCCACGAGUUUGAGGAGCGGAUCCAGGAGUCAGAGCAGUCCUGGCAGAUUGGCGCGUGGCGGAAGGAUCACCCCUGGAGGCGGGAGGCAGUGAAGAGCGCGCUCAUGGUCAUGUACAGCUCUGUGGCCGCCUACUGCCACCCGCAGCUCCUCCUCACCCACGCCGACAGUCCCAUCACGGCCAAGAUCAUCCACCACUUCUCCAGCAGCUGUCAGGACGUCUGCCUGAAAAUGGCCUUCAUGAAGAGUGUCGUGCAGGUCACCGACGCCCUCAGGAAUGUCCAGGGUCUGAGCGAUUUCCAGUUUUCCCAGAAGCACACUCUGACUGGACUGAUCAUGGACAUCAUGAAGGCGGAGUCCAGCGACAGCCUGGUGUCCCCCGUGAGGGCCAUGGCCAUGGACGCCCUGGCGCACCUGAGCAAACUGAAGCCUUUCUACUCCACAGAGGAGAGCACCGAGCUGAUGGAAAUCAGCACCCAUUCCGUGAUCUCUCUCCAGCCCCCCACGGAGGACAACGAGUCCAUUACGACCCUCUAUACAAAUGCCCUGAGUGCCCUGGAGCAGCUGAUGGAGGGUCUCAUGCAGCGGCAGCUGGACCCCAGGGGCCUCCAGGACAUGGUGCACCUCCUGGAGAAGUGGAUCUUGUCAGAGAAGGACUGGGAGCGGGAGAAGGCCAUGCACCUCCACCUCAGGCUCCUGCAGAUCUACGUGCAGAGCGUUGGCGUCUGUAUCCCCCUCAAGCUGGGCCAGUUCGGCAUGUUGGUCGGCCUCAUCGCCCCAUGCACCUGCGACUCCCACAGUAAAACCCGCAUGACCUCCACCGACGUCCUGUCCACUCUGCUGGACCUCCACGCCAGCCAGACAUGCUCCCCGUGGGGCACCUCCAAGGAGCAGGAACUGGAGCGCUGUAAGGAGACCCUCCGGAGCUCCGACACGGAUGUGAUUCUCGGGGCAUCAUCUCGAAUCGCCAAGGUGGCGUGCCCGGAGUUCAACUGCGACGAGGUGGUGUCGCUGGUGCAGAAGUUGUGUGAGAACAUCGGGGCCAUGGACCCGCAGCACGACAGGGCCUCGGUCACCUGGAUCUGCACCUUCCUCCAGAUGCGGGCCAAGGAGCUGGAGGACAAGGUGGCCGAGAUCCUGGGCGCCAUCCUGGUGCACCUGCCCGUGGUGGAGCAGCCUGAGGUGAGGCGUCUCCUCGUCGAGGGGGUCCUCCUGUUGGCACAUUACCACCAGGAGACCGUGCUCACGUCGCUCCUCAGACAGCCGCUGCCCAUGGAGAGCCACCUGAAGGAGGUGUGGCUGGCGGUGGCAGAGAACACGCCCUAUGCUCGCACCAUGCUCUGGGGGCUGAUGGGCCGCCUGCAGGUGCGCUUCUCCCCGAGAGUGACCCCCACGUCCAAGGCCGACGUCUGGCGUCUGGCUGCGGUGGAUCCACUGAUGACGCUCUGCACCAUCCACUUUCUCCUCGAGAGGCUGGACAAGGACGAAAAGCUGCCGGACCUCUUCCCAGACCUCGUCUACACCCUCCUGCUGCAGCUCAGCGUCAGCCACGGGCCUGAGGCCCUCUCGCCUGUGCUGAAGACCUGGAGGAUCGUGCACUCGGGGACCCUACCCGAAGACGUCAAUCUGCAGAGGGUCACCACCAAGUCCAUGCGGCUUUUGUUCAGGAGAGCAGGGGACGAGCCGCUGGCCCAGCGCCUGGAGGAAAAGGGCGUGUGGACCCUGCUGGAGAACAGCGCCACCUUCCUGCAAGGAGUGGGCCUGCUGGCCAGGCUGUGCUUGCGUGACAUGGAGGGUUACCAGGUGCGGCUGUCGGAGCUGGUGCUCAGGGGCAUGGACUCGGAGGAGCGGAGCUGUCGCAUCAGCAGCACGGCUGUCUGCGUGGAGUUCAUGCGCAAGCCAGUUCUGUGCCAGGAGAAGCUGCUCAGGCCCACGGUGCGGGCGCUGGAGAGGGGCGCGGAGCAGGAGGACGGCGUCCUGCGGGUGCUCUCCCUGCGCGCCCUCGGCAACAUGGCCCUGGGCGCCCCCAAGAAGGUGCGACAGUACCGGAAGCUCCUGCUGGAGAAGUGUCUGAGUGCCCUGCAGGAGCCGGCCAGUGCCAGCAUCACGUCCGAGGCCAUGGAUGCCCUGGCCAAGCUCCUGGACCAACUCCGUGAGGGAGACCUGGGCACUUUCUUCGGGGCCAUCUCGGAGCACUGCAGGGCCUUCUUCGACAACGAGAGUGAGCAGCUGCGGCUCAAGGCCUUCGUCCUCUUCGGGAAGCUGGCCACGGUGGUGAGGCUGCCCAAGAAGCGCCUCUUCAAGGAGGAGGUGAAGAAGGCCUGGGUCCCCCUCAUGCUUCACUGCCAGGACCCCUGCUCUGAGGUGGCUCAGGCCUGCAGCAUGACCUUGUCCCAGUGUGUGCAUUUCUGGGGCUGGAAGGCGCUGGAGCAUUCUCCGGGCUCGAGCUCUGCCAGCGUGGUCGACCAGAUGACGGCCUUCCAGAACACUCUGUGUUCCAUGAUGGUGCAGAAAAAACCUGCCAUUCUCUACGACUUCCUGAUGGAGACCAUGAGCUACGUGCAAAGCAGCCUGACCAGGAUCAGGAUCGCUGCGUGCAACCUGGCAGGAAUCAUCAUGAGGCAGAUGUCCGUGCAGUACCUGAGGCAGCUCGACUUCCCAGCUCUGCGCAACUCUCUCCAGGAACUCCAGCUGGACUCGGAUCCUGGGGUGCACAGGGCAGCGCUGGAGACGCUCAAAAUCCUGGACUCCUGUAGCCAGCACUGCCUUCGGGCCUCGCCUGAACACGUUUCCUAGGGGAGCCCAGUGAGCACCCUGGAUGGAGCACCAUGGGGGC